UUCUGCUACCAGCUCAGUCCUCGGCCUUCUGUGACCCUUGGAGCCUUAUCAAUUGCCGACAGGUAUUCGGGCGGGUCAGCCUUGGACAGCUCAUUGAAAGUGCAGAGGUUCAUCAGCAGCAACUGUACUAUUUGAUUUCCUAUCAUCAUUAUUGAUCAUCAUCUUAUAUCCUUAUUUUCUCUCUCCAUCAAUCUAUUGAGCUGGUAGCUUAUCGUAGACAACAUGAAGCUCUCAAUAGCUCUCGCACUCGGUGCAACGGCUUCGACGGGGGUGUUGGCAGCCGUGGUACCGCAGCAAGAACCGCUGAUAACCCCUCAAGAUCCCCCCACUCAUCACCAUCAGGAGAAGUUCUUGAUCGAGCUGGCUCCCUAUCAGACAAGAUGGGUUACUGAGGAAGAGAAGUGGGACCUGAAGCUGGAUGGCGUGAACUUCAUCGAUAUUACUGAAGAGCGAAACACAGGGUUCUACCCGACAUUGCACGCCGGUAGCUAUGUUCACUAUCCGUCCACGAUGAAGCAUGCAGAGAAGGUGGUCCCCCUUCUGCGGGGUCUCUCCAAGGAUAACAUGGAGCAAAAUCUCAACAAGUUCACAUCCUUUCAUACUCGCUACUAUAGGUCGUCCACUGGUAUUGAGUCUGCAAAGUGGCUAUAUAGUAGAGUUUCCGAUGUCAUUGAGCAGUCGGGUGCAGCGAAGUACGGCGCGACUGUGGAGCAGUUUGCUCACUCAUGGGGCCAAUUCAGUAUCAUUGCUCGCAUCCCAGGCCAGACCAACAAAACUGUCGUCCUGGGUGCCCAUCAGGACAGCAUCAACUUGUUUCUCCCCUCUAUCCUAGCUGCACCUGGUGCCGAUGAUGACGGAAGUGGAACUGUGACUAUCCUCGAAGCUUUGCGUGGUCUGCUGCAGUCAGACGCCAUUGUUCAGGGCAACGCUUCCAACACUAUCGAAUUCCACUGGUACUCGGCAGAGGAAGGUGGCAUGCUUGGUUCGCAGGCCAUUUUCUCUCAAUACAAGAGGGAUAAGCGAGAUAUCAAGGCGAUGCUUCAACAGGAUAUGACCGGCUAUACUCAGGGAGCUCUGGACGCCGGUCGUCAAGAAGCCAUCGGGAUUAUGGUCGACUACGUUGAUGAGGGACUGACACAAUUCCUCAAAGAUGUCACCACUGAGUAUUGUGGUAUCGGCUACAUCGAAACCAGAUGUGGCUACGCCUGCUCGGACCACACAUCCGCAAGCAAAUAUGGCUAUCCCGCAGCUAUGGCGACGGAGUCCGAAAUGGAGAAUAGCAACAAGAGGAUCCACACGACUGAUGACAGCAUCCGGUAUCUAAGCUUCGAUCAUAUGCUGGAGCAUGCGAGGUUGACCCUUGGCUUCGCUUACGAGCUGGCUUUUGCUCCAUUCUAAUGUCCUUCAUGAUUUUACGUUAUUACGGGACCGAGCAGAUGAGUAUGGCUAAGUAGUGAGGCUCAUAUGUUCAGGUUCCUGAUGUCGGAUUUAAUUGUGGCAUUGAAUGAGGUUACAGAGCAAACCAAUUCACCAUUCUGUAAUGGAAUAGAUGUCUGAAGUCAAGUGUCUGCAAGGGACCCUACCUAUAUAUUACAGAUUAAUUGGAUUGGUUUUGUUGAUCCGAGAAUAAGCCUGCGACUGGGCUUUCUAUUAUUAACAUCCUACUUUGUACCAGCAAUAGGCUCAUACAUUCACUCCGAACAAACGAAAUACGCGGUGACUCUUAUGGGUGGCGUGAUGAUAGUCUGCAGAAUGGCCCGAUAAGAUAAACGAAGGAGAUCCGACCAUACUCGAUUAAGUCACACUAGCCUGAAACAGAAAGACGGUCACUCCGCCGG
Aspergillus piperis CBS 112811 is the source of this 1838-nucleotide messenger RNA. RefSeq names its product putative aminopeptidase (gene lap1). Gene Ontology annotation, molecular function: metalloexopeptidase activity. Lineage: Eukaryota; Fungi; Ascomycota; Eurotiomycetes; Eurotiales; Aspergillaceae. The transcript has 3 exons. Bases 223 to 1398 code for a protein of 391 amino acids. The record is from RefSeq and is a predicted model, not a curated record. Gene Ontology annotation, biological process: proteolysis.